Molecule: messenger RNA, 1312 nt
Organism: Durio zibethinus
Lineage: Eukaryota; Viridiplantae; Streptophyta; Magnoliopsida; Malvales; Malvaceae
Product: transcription factor bHLH71-like
Biological process (GO): positive regulation of DNA-templated transcription; guard cell differentiation; stomatal complex development
Cellular component (GO): nucleus
Molecular function (GO): DNA-binding transcription factor activity; protein dimerization activity
Source: RefSeq, a predicted model, not a curated record
UCCAGUAUUUCAUGUCAUAUUAUUUGGAGGUGUACUUUGUGGAGAUUGUAGAGAAAAUGGCACUUGAAACCCUUUCUUCCAACGAGCUCUUGAACUUUGUUAUCUAUGAUACCAUAUCUGGAACCCCAUAUAGCAGCCAUGACUCAUUGGUGACUAAAUGCUCGUUGGAAAAUAGUUUCAGCUACCAAGAACAAGCUAGUAGUGCUUUGAAUUGCUUGUCAAUGAUGACUCCACAAUGCCACUCAACAGGAGCGGAAACUGUUGAUCGGAGGCCGAACUUGGCAGCUCAAGGGAGGAAAAAGAGAAGGAGAAAAGCGAGGGUUUGCAAGGACAAAGAGGAGGCUGAGACACAAAGAAUGACUCACAUUGCUGUUGAGAGGAACAGGCGAAAGCAAAUGAAUGAGCAUCUGGCUGUUUUACGCUCCCUUAUGCCUGAAUCUUAUGUCCAUAGGGGUGAUCAAGCAUCCAUAGUUGGUGGAGCUAUAGAGUUUGUGAAGGAACUUGAGCAUCUUCUGCAAACCCUUGAAGCUCAAAAGCUUCGAGUACUGCAUCAAGUAAGACCAGCUGAUGCCAAUGAAUUAGAAACCACCAACUCCAUAUUGCUAUCACCACCAUUUCCACAAUUUUUCAUGUAUCCUCAGUACACCUGGUCUCAGAUCCCUAAUAAAUAUACAUCAAAGACUAAGGCAUCAAUAGCUGAUAUUGAGGUGACAUUGAUCGAAACUCAUGCUAAUCUCCGAAUUCUCUCACGAAAAGGUCCCAGGCUGCUUUCCAAGAUUGUUACUGGUUUUGAGUCACUUUACCUUUCCAUCCUCCACCUAAAUGUCAUAACCGUGGAUCCAUUAGUUCUCUACUCUAUCAGUGCCAAGGUUGAAGAAGGAUGCCAACUCAGUUCAGUAGAUGACAUAGCAGGGGCAGUUCACCACAUGCUCGGAAUAAUUGAGGAAGAUGCUACUGCCUUAUGUUGAUCAACUUUGUGCUAGCUACCCAAAUUACUUUUUGGUUUAUGGUCAAAUCACCAAAAAGCUACCACUUUUUUCUUUAUUUUUUAGGGUCUUUUUAGAGGAUUGUUUAAAGUUUCUGUAUUUUAGUUUUUACCGUUCCUGUAUGUACGUUGCUUGAGUCAAUGAAAUGUGGUGUGUUUUGAUGUUCAUCUAGUAAAUGAAGUAUGGAUGUUUAGUAUUGGGUGUGUUUGAACUAUAAACUUUGUUACUACUUUCUUUUUCUUUAAAUGUCAAUUGGAUCGAUGUGAAGAUAUUGAGGUCUCAUGCAUGCAUGGAUGCAUGCUUAACAUGCUUUGUUUUGCAUAUGA